AUGAGACAAGAAACACAAACGUCUUUCAAAAACAUCGAAAUUCAGAUGGCUCAUUUGAUUAAAUUGGUAACUGAGAGACCUUCGGGAUCACUACCGAGCACGACAGAGAAUAAUCAGAGAGAGAGGGCAAACUCUAUAUCAAUUCAUCCAGAGUCUGAACCAAAUAUUAUCACCAUGGAGAGGGAAACAUCUGUCAAGGGCAAAGUAAUGAUGAAAUAUGAUGAUGCGAAGGACACAAAGACUAAAGCCAGGGUAGUAACAUCUCGUUACCGUCCACAAACCACUAACCGAACGAUAAAUCUGGCAGAAAUGGAGCAAAGAGAUAAAUUCAAUGCUUUACUCAGGAAACUGUAUAUCAAUAUGCCUCUUCCACACACACUAAAGGAUCUACCCAGAUCAAAGGAACCGGUCGUCCAAAAGAAGGAGAUUCACAAUGAAUCCCAUGCCCACAUGAGCGUGGUGUGUUCCGACGUCCUUGAAAAGGGGUGCCACAGAAAGAAUGGUGGCCCUGGUUUGUUUGUUGUGUCUUGUGUGAUUAACAACUACGUUUUCAAGAACGCGCUAGCUGAUCUAGGAGCCUCAGCCAAUGUGAUGCCUUCGUGUAUUGCAGACAAGUUAAAAAUGCAUGGAAUGACACUGACCCGCAUGACCAUCCAGCUUGCCGAUGGGACCACACGGUACCCAUUGGGCAUCAUGGAGGAUGUGCUGGUUAAAAUUGAAAAUUCUAUUAUUCUUAUGGAUUUCGUAGUAUUGAAUGUAGGACCAGAGCUAAAAGAGGUACCAUUGAUCUUCGAAAGAUCGUUUUUGCCCGAACAAUAA
This is a messenger RNA of Ipomoea nil (Japanese morning glory), 819 nucleotides long. RefSeq lists its product as uncharacterized. The record is from RefSeq and is a predicted model, not a curated record. The coding region runs from base 1 to 819 and encodes 272 amino acids. Lineage: Eukaryota; Viridiplantae; Streptophyta; Magnoliopsida; Solanales; Convolvulaceae. The transcript has a single exon.